Messenger RNA from Clonostachys rhizophaga, 1422 nucleotides. NCBI's taxonomy places the organism in Eukaryota, Fungi, Ascomycota, Sordariomycetes, Hypocreales, Bionectriaceae. The record is from the annotation of a GenBank genome assembly.
AUGACACUCCCAACACCUCCUUCCACUUCAGAUAGUCCUCCUCUACCCGACAUAUCAUCCAUACAGCCGUUACCAACCUACACAGCAACCGCGCAGGAUGAUCUCGAGACAAGAAUCGAAAGGACGUCCGGCCUAGAGCUGCCCAUCCUACGGACGCCAACCUUGGACUACUCAAGAUCGCACAACCCACCCCUCAAAACCACCGAACAGGCAGACAACGCAGCCAACCUAGAUGCCCGCACGCUCGAACGCGACAUCGUCCUCGCCUUCUUCAUGGCCAUCAGGUCCGGCCACAAUGACCUCGUCUCCGAACUCGUCUCCCGCGGCCUCGUUUCCCCAGACGUCACCAACUCGGCCGGCGAGACGCCCCUCCUCGCAGCCGUAUGCGCCGGCAACACCCCCAUGAUCAGCACGCUCGUCGCCCUGGGUGCCACCGUCAACGCGUACGGCACGCCUUGCUCCGUCGAUUCGAGCAGGCGCCACAGGAGGUUGCGCAGAACUCCCCUCCAGCUCGCCGCGCAGCAGGGCCGCCUCGCGCUCGUCAAGGUGCUGGUGGAGGACUACGGCGCCGACGACAGCCUCGUCGCCCCCGACGGGUACAUCGCGCUCCGGCUGGCCGCCAAGAACGGCCACCGCGAGAUCGUGGAGUACCUCCCUGCCCGCCGGGGCGACAUCGGGCUGCGGUGCAAGACCAUCGCAAAGGACGAGUGGGAGGUCGUCGUCUCCAUCCUGAAGAAGUUUGGGCAUGUCAUCGAGUUCUUCGUGUGGCGCCUCCCCGUCGCCGUGUUCUACAAGGCGCCGAAGCACAUCUGCCAGUCGGCCUGGAGGCGGCGGCACCGGUUUGCGGCCUGGUGCAAGCGGGCCGCGAGGGGAGUCGUCAAGCUCCCCGGCCGCAUCUUGAAGUUCCUGCGCGAGCUUCUGAAAGCUCUCAAGAGGACGCCCGAGUUUGUGAGGGGGAUUGCGCGGGCAGGACUUAGAUUUCUCAAGGCCAUUCCGGGUGUUGUGAAGAGCGUCCUGCUCUGGAUCGGUCGCGGUCUCAAGAGUGCGGGCAAGGCUGUCCUUCACAUAUUCGCGCUUUGUGCGUCACUGAUACAUACGGCAGUCUUAUCCGUCUUGUCAUUCUUUCGUGGAAUCACACCCAAGGACGUUUGGGACGGCAUAUGUUACCUCGUCAAAGCCAUAUUUGUCGAGGCGCCACUGGCGCUCAUCAAGUUUCUCGGCACCUUUGGGGAGAUGAGUUACAAGGUGCUAGCAGCCUUGUUUGGCGUAUUAGGGAAGGUGUUGUGGUAUCUUGCGCAGGGGAUUCUAUACGUAAUCACCUGGACGCCGAAACAACUCUGGAGGUGUGUAAAGGCUUUUGGUCGUCUCAACCGCAAGGGAUUCAAUGAGAUAAUGGCCCUUAUUGAUCCAAAGAGGAUGUAA